CGAGUGAGGCGUUAGUCUGCCUCUGACAUUCGCCGCGCUCGCAGGUUUCGAGAAUGUUUCGUGCCGCCGCGCUGUCCCUGAUAUCAGUUUUCGUGCUCUGCUGCCAUGCCCAGCGGCCCCAAGGACCCCCUCCGAACAGAGACACGAUUUAUUUUCCCAUCGAACGAGACAUAUUGUUCCCCGACGCGAACGGGUCCAAUGAGCUGGAGGAUAAGAUGUGGUACCACAUAAGCGAGUUCCACUUCGAUCGAGUCGAGAAUCUGCCCCAGCCCAAGCACAAGCAUCACAUGCCCCCGCCUAGUCCUGGUCAGCCCUUUCCACCGCCUCCAGGUGGCUUCAAAAAGAAGAAGAACAGGCGACGGCGUCGCAUCUGUGAGCAGAAAUACUCCGAGUAUGUGGAACGUAUCUUUCCCAAUGACACCGCCGUAGCAGACGACGCCAACGACGCCGACUUCGAUGGGCGCAUACUGGCGAGGCCUGGUGAAUACCCACAUAUGGCGGCAGUAGGCUUCGAGGCGGACACAGGGCAAAUCCAAUACAAGUGCGGUGGCAGCUUGAUAAGCGAGAACUUUGUGCUGACCGCCGCCCAUUGUACUUCCAUAUACGGCACUUCCCCGAAGUGGGUGCGCAUCGGGGACUUGAAUCUGGUCGCCGAUGAGCGAACAGUGGAGCCGCAGCUCAUGCAGAUAGAGGACAUUUUCACACAUCCCAACUACACAAAUCAGCUGUACUACAACGACAUCGCCCUGCUACGGCUGCAGGGAGAGGUGGAGUUGACUGUGUACGUGAGACCCAUACGCCUGUGGGUAUUCUCCGAGCUGCCCACUUCCAUUGCGUUUGCUAUGGGAUAUGGCUCGACAAGCUUUGCGAAGCCCAUGACGAAUCGACUGACCAACCUGAACUUGACCGUUGUGCCCAAUGCCGAGUGCAACAACGGGCUGCCGCCCAUUUCCGAGACCCCGAACGGCGUGGUGGCUAGUCAAAUUUGCGCACAGGAUUACAUUCUCAACCGAGACACCUGUCAGGGCGACUCAGGUGGUCCCUUGCAGCUGAAUCUGCCGGGUCGGCGUCGUCGCCAAAAUAUUCACUACCAUCUCAUUGGCAUAACGUCGUAUGGAGUGUUCUGCCGCAGCAGCUAUCCGUCGGUGUACACGCGGGUAUCGUCCUUCUUGGAUUGGAUCGAGGGCACAACGUGGAAUGACUCAAAUGAUUAGGUGCGCAAUUUAAUAAAGUAUUCUUUGCCUCGUAGCUUAAGAACUGGAAUUUCGUUUGUGCAUUCGUGGAUGGAGCCCAAGAGAACAUCUUAUGGGUUUUAUACAUUUUAUCAAUUUAUUAUAAAGUUACAUACUCGAACGAUGCACGUUUUCAAAG
Drosophila obscura is the source of this 1371-nucleotide messenger RNA. RefSeq names its product serine protease snake. Gene Ontology annotation, molecular function: serine-type endopeptidase activity. Lineage: Eukaryota; Metazoa; Arthropoda; Insecta; Diptera; Drosophilidae. Gene Ontology annotation, biological process: proteolysis. The coding region runs from base 54 to 1214 and encodes 386 amino acids. The record is from RefSeq and is a predicted model, not a curated record. The transcript has 5 exons.